CUCUGUUGGCGACAUAAUGCUUGUUCUUGAAUUUUGAUGUAUUGUACGGGCUGGUAACCCUCGAAAGGUGUAGUGCAGCUAGUGAUGCGGAUAUCCUUAAUUUGCUUACGAAAUUCUAUGAACUUUUUGACAGAAAGAUAUUGGUGUAAAUUAAAUUAAUGAUUCGAAAUCUACUUAACUACCAUCAAUGAAGAGAUGAUAGCCAUCAGACUACUUUUCAUAUUUCCCUUUGUUACAUGGACUACUGUAGAAAGUACACAAAGAUUAAAUGAAUAUAUACAGUAUUAUGAACCUCUAAAUUAUAAUACAAAGAAAGUUCAUGAUAAUCAUUUACGUGCCAAGCGAUCAGCUGAGUCCAAUUCAUAUGUUCAUUUGAAUUUCCAUGCUCAGAGGCGGCGUUUCAACAUACGUUUAAAACGUGAUACUUCAAUAUUUUCAAAAAAUUUUGUUGUUGAAACUCCAGAUGGAGAACAUCCAGAUUUUGACAUGUCACAUGUGUAUGAAGGACACAUGCCAGAUGAACUGGGCAGUGUUGUGUAUGGUUCUAUACGCAAUGGCAUUUUUGAAGGCAAAAUUCAUACUAGAAAUCAAACAUAUUACGUAGAACGUACUCAUAAAUAUGGACUGAAAGAUCAGCCAUAUCAUUCUAUCAUAUAUUCUGAGAACGAUGUUCGUGAUCCUUAUACUGCUAAGAGAGAAGAUCACAUUGGUGGGUGUGCAGGUACUGGAAAAAUCUUGCAGUGGAUGCAGGACAUCAGCACAUCUGCAGUACCAGAAGAAAGAAAAAGUUAUAAAGAUGAUUCUGAGAAGCAAAGUGACAGUGAAACCAAAGAGCAUGAAAAUAUGAUACGAAGGAAGAGAAGUACAGCAUUCACUAGAAAUUAUCACAAUAUUUAUACAAGAGACGCACAACAAUACACUCCAUAUUCAAUGAAAGAAACAAAUACCGAAAAACGUGCCUGUUCACUAUAUAUUCAAACAGACACUUUUUUAUGGGACCAUAUUAGAAAUUAUGAACUUUCCGACACAAACAUUCGUGAAGAAAUAACUUCAUUAGUGUCGCAGCACAUCAAAGCUGUAAAUCAUAUAUAUGAAAAUACAGAUUUUGAUGGUUUUCGAGGAAUCAAAUUUGUUGUUCAGAGGAUAAAGAUCAACGACUCCAGAGUUUGUGAACCUAGAGUCAAACGUGCCAAUCCUUUUUGCUCACCCAAUAUAGAUGUUUCAAAUUUUUUAAAUUUGAAUUCUCAGUUUAAUCAUGAUGAUUUUUGCUUAGCUUAUAUUUUUACAUAUAGAGAUUUCUCUGGUGGUACUUUAGGAUUGGCAUGGGUAGCCUCAGCAUCAGGUAACAUCGGUGCCUCUGGUGGUAUUUGUGAAAAGUACAAAUCUUACACUGAAAAUAUUGCUGGACGGCAAGUGCAGACUAAACGAAGUUUAAAUACAGGAGUCAUAACUUUUGUUAAUUAUAACAGUCGUGUUCCACCAAAGGUUUCAGAGUUGACACUAGCUCAUGAAAUUGGCCACAACUUUGGGUCUCCUCAUGACUAUCCUAAAGAGUGUAGGCCAGGUGGUGCUAAAGGAAAUUAUAUCAUGUAUGCUAGUGCAACUUCUGGUGACAGACCUCACAAUAAUAAAUUUUCUGAAUGUAGUAUUCACAAUAUCAGUGCUGUUCUUCGAGCUGUAUUCAGCAAUGAAGGCAAAGAAAAUUGUUUUGAAAAGGAUGAUGGAGCUUUCUGUGGGAACAAGAUUGUUGAAGAUGGUGAAGAAUGUGAUUGUGGAUAUGAUGAAAAAGAAUGUACAGAACUGUGUUGCUAUCCUAAAGAAGUUGGUAAAUUCUUAAACCUUGGGGAACCUGCACUUCCCUGUCGUCUAAGGCCACGUCAUGAAUGCAGCCCAAGUCGUGGACCAUGUUGUGAUACAAACUGCCAUUAUGUUAACAAAGGAACAUUGUGCAAAUCUGAAUCAGACUGUACAAAACAAUCACGCUGCGAUGGAUUUGCUGCAGAAUGUCCACCACCUGUAGCCAAACCUAAUCGAACAAUAUGCAACGAAGGUACCCAGGUCUGUUGGAAUGGAGAAUGUAUUGGUUCCAUUUGCCAGAGAUAUGAUAUGGAGGAAUGUUUUCUGACUGAAGAACAUUUAGCCAAGCCUGAACAAAUGUGUGAAGUAGCUUGCCAAGACCCAGGUAAAGAAAAUACAUGUCGAAGUACUUAUGUUAUAUCAAAAAUGAAAAAUAUAAGUGGCAUUAAAUUGCGACCUGGGUCACCAUGCAAUGACUUCAAAGGUUACUGUGAUGUGUUCCAAAAGUGCCGUGCUGUUGAUGCAGAAGGACCUCUGGCAAGGCUGAAAAAUCUUCUCUUCAAUCAAAAGACAUUAAUGACUAUUAAACAGUGGGUUACGAGUUGCUGGUGGGGAGUUUUGCUUUCUGUUGUUGCAUUUGCAAUAGUCAUGGGCAUAUUCAUAAAAUGCUGUGCCGUCCACACCCCAAGCAGUAAUCCAAGAAGAGCACCUGCUCUCAGAAUAACGGAUACUUUACGACAUCCUGCUGAUACUCUAAGAAGAAAACGCCACCGUCAUCAACAGCCACCACCUGGACCACCACCUCCUUAUCCUGGGCCUAGGCCCUCAGCUCCUCCAGCUCCAGGCCCUUCUAUUGCAGGACCUUCUCAUGGUUAUGGGGAAGGCCGUGGGCAUUAUAAUCGCCGGGACAAAGCUCAGCAGCCUCCCCCAACACGGAACAAGAAUCGUGUUGAUGACCAUGCUUAUAUCUAUAACAAAGGUACUGUUUUAGAAAUGAGGGGGAAAGCAUAUGCCUGACCAAUAGUGUGCUUAGUUUCAAUUCUUCGAAUGCCUUUACUCAUCAUGGUUCUUCAUCAGUGGCAUUUUGCCUUCAUUGGGGCGAUGGACUGAUGUAAAUGGUCAUUUUACUUUCAGCAGAAAUUGAAAGUUAAUGCUUCAAUAAGAAGAGUGGAGCAAAUGUCAUGUGCUGAAUUUAUCACUUGGUUUAGUGAUAUAGGCAUUUGCACUUCUGACUCUGUGCUGAUGGUUUGCGGAAUCUUCCCUACAAACUGGAAAGAAAUUCAUUAUCCCAAUUAUUUAUGUGUAUCAUGGGAUAUAUACUUCCUUUCCAGUUUUGAAAAAAAUUCUUUAUAAUUAAAAUUUCUAAUCCGGUUAAUUACAAAAUGUUGAAACUGUUGUUGCAUCACUGAAGCUGUGAAGCAUGAAAUCUUCCAAGUAUAUUUAAAAAAAAAAAAGAAAACUAAACUGCUGAAAGUGUUGUUACCACUCCAAAGGAAACUGGUGGUAACAUUUUGAGUGGACGAUGUUCAUUUCGAUCUGAAAUUUGUAAAAUAUUUGACUGGAAAAAUAUUCACUUCUUUUUUUCUUUUUUUUUUUGAAAAAGAAAUGAACUAAGUCAAUUUUUUUAGCGUUUUCAUUAUCUUUUUUGGAGAAAUUAUAAUAGAUAUGUUUUAGAGCUAAAUACUAUAUACAUAAUUAAUUAGUUCAGAAUUGUAUUGCUUAGUGUCAUUUUUUUUUGUUUUUGUGAACUGUAUGUUUAUAUAUUUUUUUAGAUUUUUUAUUCUUUUUUAUGCUUGCCUAUGAAUUGAUAUGGAAAGACCUCAGAGACUUGCAACUCCUUCCUUCCUUACCUAUCUUUUAUAGAGUACUUUUUGUUAUUUUUACAGUCACUGUCUUCUCAAUGAAAGAACAAAGUAGUUUAUGUCAAUGAAAUUCGGUUCUUUUCUUGUUUAUGUAAAAUUAUUGCUCCAAGAACUAAAAGAAAUUUCUUAGGCAAAACAUUAGCUUGCAGUUAUGAUAAUAUGUACCAAUUAUUCUUUAAAAAUUUUUUUUAUAUAAGCAUUGAAAAUUUCAAACAUUGUUUAAAACAGCGAUUAUUUAUUGGUAAGUGCAUUUUAUAAUAAUAAUAAUAAAAAAGAUCAGUUUUAAAAAUUUGUUUCUAUGCAAAAGAAUAUUUAGCAUUGGAUAAAAUUUGCUAAUUUUUCUUUUCCUGGUGUAAAUAUUAAUUUGCAUUUACUUUAUCUCUUUUAAAUGUCUUUUUUGGUAAGAUUUAAUAUAAAUAAGCAUAAUUUGAUCAUAAAUUGUUUAAUAUUUUAGCUUAUUGCUUAAAAAAAAUCUUAUUUUAUUGUGUGAUUUGAAUGACAAUAAGGCUGCCAUUGGCAUUUUGAAAAAGACAAAGUUCUGGUUAAUGUACAUUAUUUUACAAAAUGACCCCUUUAUUAUUUUGUUAAACAAAUUUCAGCUUAUUAAUAAAAUUAGGUGUUACAUUUGUAUAUAUUUAAUUUUAGAAUCAAUAGAUGCAUCAACUUAUUAUAAUAUCAAAAAGAAAAAUUAUAUUUUGAUAUUUCUCCAAAUAAAAGUCAAGAGAAUCUUCUAAAAUAUUGGGUUAUAUGAUGUUACUUAUUGUUAAUUGAUUUAUGCCGAAGAAAACGAAUGUUAAAAGUAUGACUGUUUAUUGUUGUGAACAUUUUAUUUUAUUCUUAAAAAUUUGCAUAAAAAUAUACACAUGCAAAAAAAAAUAUUUUUUGAUGCACCACUUUUUGAUAGGAUUUGAAUAAUUCUUUUUUGAACAAUUCUUUUGUUUUGAUUGUAUAUAAUAUGAAACAUGUUUCAUAAAAAAUAAAAUGCUAUUAAAAAUUGCAUUAAAUAUUCCAGAGUGAAGCAAAAAUCAAUUGAGUAUUCUUUUUUCAUAACAAUCGUAUACCUCUUGCAUAAUGCUAUAUGGAGAUUUUAAUUUUUAUUAAAGUUGAAUUUU
This is a messenger RNA of Argiope bruennichi, 4771 nucleotides long. It is a transcript of the gene kuz, whose product is annotated as disintegrin and metalloproteinase domain-containing protein 10-like. Gene Ontology annotation, cellular component: plasma membrane. NCBI's taxonomy places the organism in Eukaryota, Metazoa, Arthropoda, Arachnida, Araneae, Araneidae. The transcript has 14 exons. Gene Ontology annotation, molecular function: metalloendopeptidase activity. Gene Ontology annotation, biological process: Notch signaling pathway; membrane protein ectodomain proteolysis. The coding region runs from base 196 to 2814 and encodes 872 amino acids. The record is from RefSeq and is a predicted model, not a curated record.